Molecule: messenger RNA, 2967 nt
Organism: Dromiciops gliroides (monito del monte)
Lineage: Eukaryota; Metazoa; Chordata; Mammalia; Microbiotheria; Microbiotheriidae
Gene: HEYL
Product: hes related family bHLH transcription factor with YRPW motif like
Exons: 5
Coding region: 467-1441 (324 amino acids)
Biological process (GO): regulation of transcription by RNA polymerase II; circulatory system development; Notch signaling pathway
Cellular component (GO): nucleus
Molecular function (GO): DNA-binding transcription factor activity, RNA polymerase II-specific; RNA polymerase II cis-regulatory region sequence-specific DNA binding; protein dimerization activity
Source: RefSeq, a predicted model, not a curated record
CAGGAGGGAGGGGGAGAGAAGCAGGGCCAAUUCAUCACUCCUGGGAGAUGCCUUAUUAACCCAUUAAACAGGGAGGUUACAGGAGGGAAGGAGGGGGGUCGGUCUGGAAACUGGAAAGGGCGUCUGAGCGUGAGAGACAGACAGAGGAAGAGGAGAGGGCCGGGGUAGAGGGGGGCUGGUGGAGACAGACAGAGCAGAGUGUGUGGGAGGGAAGGAGGCUGAGAAGACUUCACCAAAGCCACAGUAGACCAGCCGGGUGGGCUGGGAGGGGAAGAAGUUCCUCUGCUCUCCAAGGAAGGGCACACGACUAUUUCCUCUCCAUCCUCCUUCUUCCUUUUGGAGGCAACCUAAGGACGAGAACUAGAGCGAGGGCCGGAGAGUCGGCUUCACCUGGGAGAGGUGGGGAGGAAUAGCUCCGAUCCCCCACACACCUCCUCCUCAGGUGUCAGAUUAGAGGCUGCUGGCCAUGAAGAGGCUGGCUGAAGACAGUCCAUCGGACACAGAGUCUGAUGGGACCAUAGACGUGGGCAAAGAGGAGUACAGCCACAGCUCCGGGGCUCACUCUCCCACCGCCACAUCACAGAUGCAAGCCAGGAAGAAAAGGAGAGGGAUCAUUGAGAAAAGGCGGAGGGAUCGCAUCAACAGCAGCUUGUCGGAGCUCCGUCGUCUGGUCCCUACAGCCUUUGAGAAGCAGGGCUCCUCCAAGCUGGAGAAAGCAGAAAUCCUGCAGAUGACAGUGGACCACUUGAAGAUGCUCCGUGCCACCGGAGGGUCUGGACUCUUUGAUGCCCGUGCCCUGGCAGUGGACUACCGGAGCAUUGGCUUUCGAGAGUGCCUCACUGAAGUUGGAAGGUACCUUGGGAUCCUGGAGGGCCAGAGCAGCACGGAGCCCAUCCGGCUCCGCCUCCUCUCUCAUCUGCACAACUACAUUGCUGAGAUGGUGCCCUCUCCGGGGGCUUCCACCUUCCUGCCUUGCCCGGCUUGGCCCUGGGCAUUCCCUCACGGCUCCUCGGCAGCCUCGGGCCAGCUUCCAGUCCCUCAGCAAGGGUCCAGCCCAGGCUUGGCGCUCGUGACUGCCUCCUCUCUGGCCUACUCCAUCCCUAUGCUCCGAACGGCCCCUCUCCACCGUAUUUCUGGUGCCAUUCUGCCAGCCCGCAAGAGCUUUGUGAGCAAUCGGGUGCCAGCAUCGCCACAUAGGGCCCGCCCUGCAGGAAGGCCAGCUAGCCCAGCCUCGAUCCCCGUGGCUGGUGUGGCAUCCAGAAACAGCCACAUCGCUGCGGUUCUGCUCUCCUCCUCCUGCUCCUCCCCCUCCGCUGGAGUGCCGAUUCCUCCUGCAUACACAUCGCUCCCUGCACUGAGCCCAUCUGCUCAGGGGCCAAUGGGCAGGGUCGGCACCGCCAGACUCUGCCACUCCUGGACUACCGAAGUCGGGGCUUUCUGAGGUGAUUCCCUACCACAUGCCAGAGAACACGCACAGCUUCCAGUCCGUGGGGACCAUGAGCCUAGCCAGCCUGACUUUCCCCCUCUGUCUCCUGGAUAGCAGGAUAUAAAGGGCUCACUCUUCCAUCGCCAUCCCAACUUCUCUCCUUACCCAGCCUCUCCCUGCUUCUUACAGCACCCCCUCCAUUUCCCUUCUUCAUGUCAUCCUCCCUCAUUGAUCUAUUUCCCCUUCUCCAUUUCAGUUUUAGUAAUAAUUGUGAAACUGGCUGCCUGGUAUAUCAAACUGAGCCUUGGAUCCGAAGCCAGAGAACCCGGCUUCAUCUCCUGGCUCUUCUCCUUCCUGACUGAGUGACCCUGGGAAAAACCCUUCUCCUCUCUGGAUCUUAGAUAUAACCUCUUCAGAAUGCAGGAGUGGGACUAGAUGCUCUCCCCAUCCCUUUCAACUCCAGAGCUUGACACCUGUGGGGGUUUCCUCUAUGUGGAUGUAUUUCACCAUGUAAUUGACAAGUAAAACACAAACCUUCACAGUAUUCCCUAACCGUAGGGAAUUGUGGCACCCCCUAUAGGCAGUAAGAAUAGCCUGGGCAUUGCAAACCACUGGGCAGGCAAAGGAGGCUUCUUGGGCUUUAUUAAAGAGUCCUGAGUUAUUAAAGGCACCCUAAUCGGACACCACUAGGCCCUCGUUCCUUGGCUUCAGUACCUGUUCCUCUUCUAUGCCUGCCCCUUAUUGAACACUGAUUUACCCCAACUCCCCUCCCUAGCUUCCCCUUCAAAGAGUGACAUGACUCCCAGGGAAGGCCACGCCAUCUAGAUGACUCAGUGGUGGCUUGUUGUCAAGGUCCAUAGAGUGCCGGACUUGGAGCCAGGAAGGCCUAAAUUCAAAUCCUACUUACCAGCUGUUCCUAAAACUCUCUGUGCCUCAGUUUCCUCAUUGCUAAGAUGGAGAUAAUAACAGUACCUUUCCCCAGGGUUGUUGUGAGGAUCAAAAGAGUUGAAAUAUGUAAAAGUGCUUGGUGAACCUCACAGCGCUGUAUGGAUCAGUACUUGUUAUUAUUCUUACCCCAGUUGGUCGGCCAUUUCUGUGGGUCCAUGACAAAGUCAGUCCCUUCCAUGGCCCUUCCCAGCAGACAUCCUCAUCUGGCAUCAAUCAUGGUGGAGGGGAGGGGGAAGAAGGAGAGAAGGGGGAAUGUUUUGAGAGGAGAGAACAUUACUUCCCAGGCCAGCUAGCCCUUCUGGGAGGUCAAACCCAGAAGGAAUAAAUGACUUUGAAGCAGUAGUUUCUUGGGAACCCUAUGCCAGAAGAAGCAGCUGGAACACAAUGUCUGACCCCCUCCCCAGUGAAAAGUGUGAAUAAAUAUGAGGAAACACCAUGAAAAGAGCCAUUGGGAAAGAUGGCUCUGCUGCCUUUGUCCCAUUUCACUCUGGAUGAAUUGGAGAAACAAGGUCACAAGAUGGAGUUUUUGUCCCUUACUUACUACCACUGAAUAAAGAGCCUAAGUCACAGAAUCAGAGAAUCUCUGCGUUGGA